This is a messenger RNA of Spea bombifrons (plains spadefoot toad), 2872 nucleotides long. It is a transcript of the gene TAF1C, whose product is annotated as TATA-box binding protein associated factor, RNA polymerase I subunit C. The transcript is spliced from 15 exons. The record is from RefSeq and is a predicted model, not a curated record. Gene Ontology annotation, biological process: transcription by RNA polymerase I. Lineage: Eukaryota; Metazoa; Chordata; Amphibia; Anura; Pelobatidae. Gene Ontology annotation, molecular function: RNA polymerase I core promoter sequence-specific DNA binding. The coding region runs from base 57 to 2798 and encodes 913 amino acids. Gene Ontology annotation, cellular component: fibrillar center.
GGCUUAGCUAUGAAACAAGGAAGUAAACAGAGAGGAUUUUCCGCGUGGGUUUGGAGAUGGAGUUUCCUUGUUCUCUGUUUCCUGGUUUUUAUGAUGAGGGCCCCUGUGAGCCAGAAGUACAGUGUGGCCCUUCAGCUUCAGGAUGGGGGGAGCAUGGCAGGGUGCGGCUGGGCGAUGUGACCCCUCCCCAGGCCGGCUCCUUUGCGCCUUUAUAUGAGAGAUCUGCAGAAUUGUGGACCCCCACCGAGCCUGUGCCCACCCCCCUCGUCCCACCUAAUGCAGGCUGUGGAUUUCCUCGGGUGAUGGAGUCGGAUUUCUUGCAUCCGCUGCUGGCCCAGAAAGACAAAAUAAACCUGGAUUUCAGCAAACAGUUGUCUCAUUUUGCGUGGGAUCACAAACAUGUCGCGUUCCACACCAUGGGCCGCCUGCUGGAGCCGCAUUUUUACCUGGGAGACGGGUAUUUGAAGGGAAAGCACGGCGAGGGCAUUAAGAGGAUGACUACGAUGCUUCAGUCCCUGAGACAUCUCCCAAAUCAAGAUUGCCCCUCCGCGGUCUCGUCUCUCCUGCGCUCCUUCACGUUCCUGACCGGUGAGUGGAUUCAGGAUUUGCCCCAAGCCAUGUUGGCGCAGCUGCUGCACGAGGCUAUGCCUGACGACUGGCACCGGCUCAGGUUUCCGGAGGCUGCCACCAGUGGGGCUCUGUCCUGGAAUCCGUACUCGGACGGCCAGCAUGGCUGCCUGAUCUACCCCCGUGGGGCAGCCAUGGACCAACUCCAUUUUCAGCAGGUGGCACUGGGGCAGGACGAUGAUCCGAGGAUUCAGGGAGAUCCGUCAGUAUAUGAUCUGGGUGCCCGGGUACUUCAAGUGACCACCGGGGGCCCCGGCCUCUCCGAAGAGGUCCUCGCUGGAGUCCGAUCCUCUUAUUAUUUGGCCGCUUGGAGCUUCUCUUCCCAGAAUCCCCCCGUGGCCCUGCGGGUCGUUCGCACUCAGACUCCCAGCACCUGUAUCAACGUCAGUCCGCAUCUGCCGGGAGAGCUGUGCGCAUGCACCGAGAGCGGGGCGCUGUACCUGUGGAGCCUGGAGAGCGGCCUCCAGCGGGUACGGCACCACCCCGACAACCUCUUUUUCCGGGACGACUCGAAGUGGAGAUGGAGCGACUUCACGUGCCACCCGCGGGUGCUGACCUACGCGGACAGGACAGGUGUGCAGGCUGUUGACACCAGGGUCCCUGAUGGCCAAGGCCUGGAUCUGUUUCGAAUUGGAAAGGAGUCUUCAUGUCAGAGAGGAGAGCGAGUGAUUCUGCCCCGCUGUGCGAGGGAGACCGACCCUGCACACUUUCUCAUCACGACCCAGUUCUCCGUGUACGUCAUGGACGAGCGCGUCCCUCGGGUUCCGCUGGUGAAAUGGGAUCACAUGAUGGAAUCGCCACCGAUGUUCGCUGACUUCGUAUCAGGAGGCGGAGCUGACAGAUCCGACAAGAUCUUACUGGGCAGCGCGUGCAGUCAGGAGAGCUGCAUCCUGCAGUAUAGGGGUGCAGGCACAUCCCCCUGCCAGCUUCUCUUCCCGGCUCUGGAACUGCCCCGGGUCGCCAAGAGCCUCCAGCAUUUACCCCCGCUCCUCCCGCAUCACCAGGAUGUCGUGGCGGAGAGGCUGACUUCUCCCCUGGCAGGUCUGGCUGCGGCCCCCAGCAGCAGGGUCCCGGAGUCCAUCGUGCUUUUCCAGCUCACAGACCUCGGAGAUGUGUUUUAUCAGAGGAUCGGGUACAGGGGCCGGGGGGCUGCAGGGGGCAAUUAUUCCUGCCAAGAUACCCCUCAACCUAAUGCGACUGCCCCAGAACAAGCUCCAAGCACAGCUAGUGCCUGCGCAGAACCACCUCGCGAUGUCCUCACUAACCAAGAGACGGCCGUGCUAGACUUUCAGUCCGACCCCAUUGAGGGCACCAGGUCCUUCUUACCCCGUUACAGCUGCUGGCUCAGUGCCCUGUUCAGAGACCCCGGGGCCCGGCAGCAGGGGGUCCGGCGACCGACGUUUCACAUAAAAAAGCUGUUGCGGGCGCUGGAGGCCAUGCGGCCCGCGGAGGCUCCGGGUGAGGCGCGAGCGAGGCUGCGGGAGGGUAUGAAGCAGGGCAAACCAGUGCAGAUACGGCCUCCGGAACUACCCACCUCGCUGGAGCUCGUAUCUACCCAGAACUGGAAAGACCCCCUGAGUGAGCGGCUGACGGCUGCCUGGGGGGGCCGGCUGGGACUGUGGUGGGACGAUAACCUCGGCCUCAAUAAGAAGAGUAAAGUGGAGGCUCUGCGGGAGCGUCGCCGGAGGCAGAAGCAGCGGAGGGCGCGGAGCACGCUGUCCGGGAGCUUCACGUCCUCGCUGAGUGUCACAUCGGAGGUCCGAGAUGUGGAUGCCGGCGCUCCCUGGCCCGACGGUCUCUCCCUCUCUGAACCGGAAGCCUCUGCCGGGAGAACCCAACCGGCCCAGGCCAGGGAGCCCGCAAUCUCAGACGGAGACCGGGGUAGUGCGAGCAGGAGCCGCACCCCAGAGGCCGACUCCCUGUUCUCCUCGCAGUCCCUGCGCUCCCGAGGAAUCCCCAAGGAGCGGACGAGGACAGUGCGGGAUUUCCUCUCCUUCCUGGGAGACUCCGUGGCCCCCGAGUGUCCGUCUUUCCCCUCGCGGUCAGUGUCGGCGUCCUUCCCGUCAGCUUCCUUCCCCUCGGGGCCGGCAUCGGCCCCCGUCACAAAAACUCUUUCUCAGACCCCGUCCAGGUCCCAGAAAUCGGGCGGGAAGUCCCGCAUGGGGUUCUGAGAGGGAUCCGCUUCCCGGGCGCACGGACCGUCGGCUGCUAAUAAGUGUUUUAAAUAAAACUUAUGUAUUCAAAA